ACACCCCUCCAUCUUUCUCUCUCUAAAACUCCGGCACACGGAAGUCGGAAGUCGGCCGUCUGAUCUCUUUCUUUCUGUUCUUCUAAGGUUCAUUCGUUUCGUGCGUAGGAUGAAACAGGGGAAAGUGGAAACUCUAGUAUCAGCCUGCGCCGGCGGCUCCUGCGAUCGGAAAAUUGUCUGUGAGACUUUAGCCACCGCUGAAGACCGGGCCGACGGGGAGCAGCUUCCACCGGAGAAGCCUGAACAGGAAGAGAUCCCUCCAGAUUUCCCGCCAGAAUCGUUCUGGCUUUCUAAAGAUGAAGAGUAUGAUUGGUUCGAUCGGAAUGCGUUUAUUGAGCGGAAAGAGUCGCAGAAAGGUAAUUCCGUCUCGAAUUCGACGAAUCUUAACCCCAAUCUCAAUCCGAGCUCCAAUUCGAGUUCUCAGCGGUUCUUGAAGAAAUCGAAAGCGUCCAUCUUCAGCUUGCCGAAGUCGCAGAAAUCAUGUUUCGAUGAUGUCAAGAAAAGGAGAAACAGUAAGGCUGGGAGCAUUCAGUUGUUCCCUAAGCGAUCUGGAUCUGCUACCAAAUCUGACUCUGCACUAGUCGAACCGUCGUCACCUAAGGUUUCUUGUAUGGGGAGAGUGAGAUCAAAGAGGGACCGGAGUCGCCGAUUAAAGAACUGCCAAAAAUCAGCCGAACCGGAAAACGUUAAAAAGGGAAAAACGAAGGACCGAAGGAGAACUGGUUUCUUUUCGAGUUUUCUUUCUAUGUUCGGCGGCCAUGGAAAAUCACGCGAAACGCACGCACCGCCGCCAGUGAAAUCGCCUCCACGGAACAGCAUCUCCGCCAAAACAAGAGAUAUCAGGACACGUUUGCCGCCUGAUGAUUCCGACGCCAUAUCAGCGGUGUCUUCAUCGCCGCCGAGGAGGAGCAUUGAGGCGGUGGGUCUGGGCGGAAUGAAGCGGUUCGCAUCGGGUAGGAGAUCCGAUCCGUUAAUCUGAAGCGAGCGUCACCGUAUCGAUAAGGGGAUUUCGUGUUGGGUAGGCCAGUUGGUGGGCCACAGCCCAGAACGGUUGCCUUCCUUGCUAGCUUGCUUGCCUGCCGUCGUGACUGUGGGCCCCGCUUUCUUGUUGAAAUUUCCAUUGGGCUGACGUGGACAUCGCGAGUAACGGUUGCUCCGACCCUCAGCUUCGCUCAUCAAGCCAUCAAGGUAAAUAAGGAACUACCACGACUUCUCCAUCAUGUCUGCUUCUCUUUUGAGAAAAAUUGUUUUACAAUUUAGUCUAUAUCUGACUGUAAAAUAAUGGUUCCUUUUUUUUUUUUUUUUAAUAUAAUUAUUUGGGUUUAGUAAAUAUGGGUGAUUUUGAAGUGAACACUUGUAAAUUUUCAUUGUUAUCUCUUAUUAAGAUUUUAGGUCCAAUGACUGUGAGUGAGCAUUGGCAUUGAGAUUUGGCUUUUGAUUUUUGAAACAAUGAUGAUUUAGUUAUAAUAUUUUUCUUGCAAUAUUUCAAUACAAUAUAUUUGUGCUA
Messenger RNA from Rubroshorea leprosula, 1507 nucleotides. The record is from the annotation of a GenBank genome assembly. NCBI's taxonomy places the organism in Eukaryota, Viridiplantae, Streptophyta, Magnoliopsida, Malvales, Dipterocarpaceae.